This is a messenger RNA of Aspergillus fijiensis CBS 313.89, 904 nucleotides long. RefSeq names its product ankyrin repeat domain-containing protein. Gene Ontology annotation, molecular function: protein binding. Bases 23 to 835 code for a protein of 270 amino acids. The record is from RefSeq and is a predicted model, not a curated record. Gene Ontology annotation, cellular component: nucleus; cytoplasm. NCBI's taxonomy places the organism in Eukaryota, Fungi, Ascomycota, Eurotiomycetes, Eurotiales, Aspergillaceae. The transcript is spliced from 2 exons.
AUUUCCUCCAGACAAACACCCCAUGGCCCCCAACAACCCAUUCAUCGACGCCUUCCACGACGCCUGUUUCGAGGGCAACCUUCCGCAAACCCAAGCCCUUCUCGCAAGCGGGCGCCUCAUCAGCCCCACGGACCUCGACGAGGCCCUCAACCUCGCCACCGGCGAAGCGCACCCAGACAUCGUAACCGCGCUCUUCGCCGCCGGCGCCCGCGUCACCCGCGAUUCCGCGAGCUUCCUGACCGGCAAAUCCGGCCAUCAGCACCCGAGCAUCGUCCGAUGCUACCUCGACCACGGCCUCGACCCCAACAGCGUAGUCUCCAACGGCGAGCCUCUUCUGCGGGAAUCCAGCUUCUUGAAAGACCCCGCCUGCGCGCGCGAAUUACUCUCGCGGGGCGCGGACCCCAACCGCCGCGGGCCCAGGGGCGUCACGCCCCUGGCCUGCGCUCUGGAAUACGUCUGCGAAGACACAUCGCUCUUCGAGCUGCUCGUCGAACACGGAGCGAAGCUGGAGGCGGACCUGCUCUUCGAGGCGGUCAGUUCGCGUGGGGAGGGCGGGGGCGGGGCGGGGUGCAAGACGCGGUUCUUGCUGGGGAAGGGGCUGGAUCCGAACACGACCUCCCCGGAAUGGGGCACGCCUUUGCAUCGGGCGGUCUCUCUUGCGAAGGAGGAGGUCGUGCGGGUGCUGCUGGAGGCGGGCGCGGAUCCCGCGGCGAGGGUGCGUUGCAGGCAAUUCGCUGACCAAAGCCCCUCGGAAGUCGCCGAGAGGCGUCGGCUGAGGAACCCUGAACUGCUGGCUUCGCGUAGGACUAUACUUGAGAUGCUCCUCCGGUCUUGAGCAGCGGGGCGGGGUGAAGGUGGUCGGCCGGUUGGAUAGGAUAGUAUCAAACCCUUGGACCAUAAGAAC